AUGGGAGUGGUAAUAAUCGACGGGUCAACCGUCCGGGCGUUCGUGGCCGACGAGGCUCAGUUUCAGAAGAGCGUGGACGAGGCCUUCGCCUCCCUCGACCUCAACAGCGACGGCGUCCUCUCCCGGUCGGAGCUCCGCCGCGCCUUCGAGUCGCUCCGCCUCAUCGAGACCCACUUCGGCGACGACGUGGCCACGCCGCCCGAGGAGCUGACGAGGCUCUACGACUCCAUCUUCGAGAAGUUUGACUGUGACCACAGCGGCACCGUUGACCGGGCCGAGUUCCGGGCCGAGCUCAAGAAUAUACUGCUGGCCAUAGCCGACGGGCUCGGGUCGAACCCGAUCCAGAUGGCGCUCGAGGAUGACGACAAGAGUUUCCUCAAGCAGGCGGCGGAUCUCGAGGCCUCCAAGGUGGGUUGA
Molecule: messenger RNA, 417 nt
Organism: Striga asiatica
Lineage: Eukaryota; Viridiplantae; Streptophyta; Magnoliopsida; Lamiales; Orobanchaceae
Source: the annotation of a GenBank genome assembly